CCCUCUCUCUCUCUCUGUUUUUGUAUGACAAACGGCAUUUCCAAUAAUAUAUAUUACUAGCUUUUCACCCUUCAUUCUCUCCUUGAUUCUCCCUUCAAACUCUGAAAUCUAGUUGUCAUUAUCUCCAUUAACGGUUUCUGUACCAAACCCCGAAAACUCCAACCCCUUUCAUCCUCUGUUCAUUUCUAAAUUCAAACCGUAUCACAGAGUCUAUUUUAUUUUUAUUUUUAUCUUUAUCCGUUGCAUGUUCAGUAUCCAUUUCCUCAAAUUUCUCAGACUCUCUAUCUUUACAAAUCUUUGUUGUCUUUUCCAUAAUUCCAAUACCCACUUGCUCAAAUUAUUCCACAAAAUCUUUGGCUUUCAUCGUCUUAGCCAAUGGUGGUAAAGCUGAUACGGUGGCCAUCACGGCCCCCGUUGCCAUCGAGGAAAUUCGAAGCCAUAAUUUUUAUUCACCGGAUCGAAGGUCUAUGUUUAGCUCAAUCCGAGGGAGAAAGGGCAUUGGUGUGUGAGAUUAAGUGGAAAGGUCAGAAGGGAGCUUUGAGUUCGUUGAGACGCUCUGUAAAGAGAAAUUUCACCAAAGAAGUAGGUGUUGGAGAUGAUGGGGUGGUGGAGUGGAACGAGGGGUUUCGGAGUUUGUGUAGUUUCUCGUCCCACAAGGAGGGUGUGUUUUUUCCAUGGGAGGUCUCAUUUUCAGUGCUCAAUGGUAUGAAGGAAGGGUCCAGGAGCAAGAUUCCUGUUGUUGGAACUGCAUCAUUGAACUUAGCAGAACAUGCUUUUGCAGUCGACAGAAGAGAGAUUCAAAUAAAUGUUUCUGUCAAAGUCCCUGGCUGCGCUACUGAGACCAGUCCCUCACUUAGUUUAUCUCUCAGUUUAUUGGAAUGGAUAACUGCUCUAGAACCUUCGGAGACAGUGCAGAAAUCAAUAGCGUGCCUUCCACUGUCACCCUGUUAUGCAGACACUCGAUCAACUGAGAAAGAUGAGUUUUCGGCUCUUAAAGCUGGUCUGAGAAAAAUGAAAACGUUUACAGAUUAUGUCUCAGCCGGAAGAGCAAAGAAGGCAAGCCCUGAAGAAGAGAGCAGUGAUGGCAGGUGCUCUGACAGAAGCACAGAUCCUGAGUGCAAUUAUCCCUAUUACGGAGAUUCACCUAAUGAUGGUGAUGCCGAGGAGCUAUCAGAAGAAAGUAAGGAUGAUUCUAGUAUCAAGCCAUUCAAUUAUGAAACACUGGCCUCUGCAAACUGUGCUGGUGCCAGAGGAUUAUCAUACUCCAAUUCGAUAAACGAUGGUCAAGAUGAAUUAUGGAUCUACUACAGCAACAGUAAAUUGGAUGUUGGAUGCUAUUAUCUUGAAAGUUCACAUGCAUCAAUUUCAAAGCAAAACUUGCAGCAAAAUUCAAAGCGGAAUAUCCUUUCUUGGAAGAAGAGAAAACUAAGCUUCAGGUCUCGUAAUGCCAAGGGGGAGCCUCUUCUGAAAAAGCAUUACGAAGAGGAAGGUGGGGAUGAUAUCGAUCAUGAUCGUAGGCAGCUUACCUCCUCUGAUGAGUCCAGUUCUGGGUGGCAUAAGAAAGAAGGUUUCAGCUCUGAUGGGUCAUCGAUAUCUGAAUUUGGGGAUGACAAAUUUGCCAUAGGUAGUUGGGAGUGCAAGGAAGUAACCUGUCGUGACAGACAAUUGAAGCUCCAAACUCAAGUCUUUUUUGCGUCAAUUGAUCAGAGGAGUGAACGUGCUGCUGGGGAGAGUGCAUGUACAGCUCUGGUUGCAGUUGUUGCUGACUGGUUGCAUUCCAACCGAGAUGAGACUCCCAUCAAAUCUGAGUUUGACAGGCUAAUUAGAGACGGAUCAUUAGAAUGGAGAAAUCUUUGUGAGAACGAGGCCUACAUAGAACAGUUUCCUGACAAACACUUCGAUCUUGAGACCAUUCUCCAAGCUAAAAUCCGUCCACUUUCUGUAGUUCCAGAGAAGUCCUUUAUCGGAUUCUUCCAUGCAGGACUGGCAGAGGAGGAUUUUGACUUCCUACAUGGUGCCAUGUCAUUCGACAGCAUUUGGGAUGAGAUCAGCCUUUCUGCAUCGAACUGCUCGAGCAAUGACGAACCUUUGGUCUUCAUUGUAUGUUGGAAUGACCACUUCUUUGUCCUAAAGGUGGAGGAGGAUGCUUACUAUAUCAUCGACACGUUGGGGGAGAGGCUUUAUGAAGGAUGCAAUGAGGCAUACAUUCUCAAAUUUGAUAAAGACACAACUAUUGUGCGAUUAUCAAAUGAGGGUCAAGCAUCGGAUGAAGAACCAACUACUGAUAAGGUGCAACCUAAAAACAGUCGGGAAACUUCAGCUGAAGGGACUCUACUAGUCCAAUCUAAUGAGUUAGAGAAGAGUGAGAAAGAAGAGGUAGUUUGUAAGGGGAAGGAAUCAUGCAGGGAGUAUAUUAAGAGCUUCUUGGCCGCAAUACCCAUAAGGGAAUUAGAGAUUGAUAUCAAGAAGGGCUUGAUGGGAUCAGCAACUUUUCAUCACAGGCUACAAAUUGAGUUCCACCACACCCGGUUCUUGCACCCGAUGGCCGAAUCUCCGGUGGCCGAAACAGGUGAUUUACAAGCAACCACAUUGGCAGAUGCACAAGGGACUUCUUUUGAAGUGUAGAAAGUUUUAGCAUACUAACAUAUGUUCUGUCUGUUUUUCUUGUGGUGGCUGUUUACGUUAACAAAAACUAUAUGUGCUGU
Molecule: messenger RNA, 2705 nt
Organism: Juglans microcarpa x Juglans regia
Lineage: Eukaryota; Viridiplantae; Streptophyta; Magnoliopsida; Fagales; Juglandaceae
Exons: 4
Coding region: 376-2625 (749 amino acids)
Source: RefSeq, a predicted model, not a curated record